ACAACUUGGUUAUGGCAUUGCCGAUUUGGACAUCUUUAUUUUGGUGGGUUAAAAGCUUUGUAGCAGAAGAAGAUGGUAAAUGGUCUUCCUCAUUUUGAUUCUCCUUCAGAAAUUUGUGAAAUCUACGUGGUCAGUAAACAGCAUCAUGACAGCUUUCCUAAAGACAGAUCUUGGAGAGCAAAGCAGGUGCUAAAUUUGGUUCAUUCUGAUCUGUGUGGACCCAUAAAUCCAACAUCCAAUGGAGGUAAACAAUACUUUAUUACCUUUGUUGAUGAUUACAGUCGCAAAACAUGGGUGUAUUUUUUGCAGACCAAGUCAGAAGCCUUAGCGGCCUUUAAAAUUUUCAAAGUCUUGGUUGAGAAUGAGGUGGGCAGAUUUGUAAAGGUUCUGCGUACAUAUUGUGGUGGUGAGUUUAAUUCAAAGGAAUUUGCAGAUUUUUGUGAGUCCAAUGGCAUUAAAAGGCAACUCACAGCAGCCUAUACACCUCAGCAGAAUGGUGAGUUUUGGCCAGAAGCUGUUAAUUGGAGUGUUCAUAUCUUGAAUAGAAGUCCCACAUCUCCACUUCCAAAUUUGACGCCAGAAGAGGCUUGGAGUGGACGUAGACCUGCUAUUGAUUACUUCAGAAUUUUUGGGUGCAUAGCAUAUGCACAUGUGCCAAAUCAGAAAAGGAGUAAGCUUGAUGACAAAGGGGAAAAGUGUAUUUUCCUUGGUGUUAGUGAUCAGUCCAAAGCUUAUAGAUUAUACAAUCCUUUAACCAAGAAGGUCAUCAUUAGCCGUGAUGUUGUGUUUGAUGAAGUAAGCACUUGGUCUUGGACAGAAAAAUCUGGGCAACAAAUUCCUGCAGAUUUCGAAAAUGGAGAAGAUCUAACUGUGCAGAACUCAGAAGGAGUAGAGUUCAGUAUUGGAGGAAGUCUGCCAACAACACCAGAACUGGAAUCUGGAACUAGUUCCAGACCUCAACGCAAAAAGAGAAGACCAGCAUGGUUGGAAGAUUAUGAGGUAACAGAUUUACCUCAAGAUGAUGUUCCAGUUAAUCAUUUUGCUUUAUUUGUAGAUUGUGAUCCAUUGACAUAUGAAGAAGCUGUUAAAGAAGAAAAGUGGCAAAAAGCCAUGGCAGAAGAAAUUGGUUCUAUUGAAGGGAACCAGACUUGGGAGUUGACAGAUAUUCCAAAAGGGCACAAAACAAUUGGUGUUAAGUGGAUCUACAAGACAAAGCUCAAAGAGAAUGGGGUGGUUGACAAAUUCAAAGCUCGCUUGGUGGCAAAGGGUUACAAGCAAGAGUUUAGCAUUGAUUGUCAAGAAGUUUUUGCUCCAGUUGCAAGGAUGGAUACCAUCAGAUUGGUAUUUAUUGAUCAACCUCCUGGUUAUGUGAAAUCUGGUUCUGAGCAUAAGGUUUACAGAUUGAAAAGAGCAUUAUAUGGACUAAAACAAGCACCUAGAGCUUGGAUGGAUACCAUCAGAUUGGUGAUUGCAUUGGCAGCACAGAACUCAUGGUCGAUCUACCAACAUGAUGUGAAGCAUGGAAAUAUGCAAGAACAGGUAUUUAUUGAUCAACCUCCUGGUUACAUGAAAUCUGGUUCUAAGCAUAAGGUUUACAUAUUGAAGAGAGCAUUAUAUGGACUAAAACAAGCACCUAGAGCUUGGAAUGAUUUUGGCAUGUUGGAAAAGUUCAAGCAGUCCAUGAAGCUUGAAUUUGAAAUGAUAGAUCUGGUUGAUAAAGGUGUAAAGCUCGUGAAAGAUCCAGGAGGCAGAUCUGUGGACAGCAAACUGUACAAGCAGAUUGUUGGAAGUCUGAUGUAUCUGACAGCAACAAGACCAAAUAUAAUGCAUGGUGUAAGUUUGAUUAGCAGAUAUAUGGAGCAUCCAAAGGAGUUGCACUUGCAGAUUGCUAAAAGAAUUCUCAAGUAUUUAUGUGGAACUGCAGAUUUUGGACUAUUCUACAAGAAGGGUGACCAGACAGAUCUCGCAAGCUUUACAGACAGUGAUUAUGCUAGAGAUCUGGAUGACAGAAAAAGCACUUCUGGGUUUGUUUUUAUAUUGGGAUCUGGUGUAAUUUCAUGGUCUUCGAAGAAGCAACCCAUUGUGACUUUGUCCACAACAGAAGCGGAAUAUGUGGGAACAACUUCUUGUGCUUGUCAAGCUAUUUGGUUGAGAAGAAUUAUGGAAGAACUUGAGCUAGAUCAACAUAAGGCCACUUCAAUUUAUUGUGAUAACAGUUCAACUAUCAAGCUUUCUAAAAAUCCAGUUUUGCAUGAGAGAAGCAAGCAUAUACAUGUGAGGUAUCAUUUCUUGCGCAACUUGGUAGAAGAUGGAACAAUUGAGUUGAUUUAUUGCAGAACAGAAGAUCAAGUGGUUGAUAUAUUCACAAAACCCCUCAAAGUAGCAGCUUUUUCAAAACUGAGAGAGUUACUUGGUGUUUGCAGCAUGCAAAAUUCAGUUUGAGGGAGGGUCUGCAGAUUCCAAAUUGCAGAUUUGUAGAUAUGGUGUUAUCCAGAAUUUCUUUAAACUAAAGUCUGAAGACUUUCAGUUUAAGGGAGGGAUUGUUGGAAAUUAAUUCCUAUUAUUUAG
Rubroshorea leprosula is the source of this 2568-nucleotide messenger RNA. The record is from the annotation of a GenBank genome assembly. Lineage: Eukaryota; Viridiplantae; Streptophyta; Magnoliopsida; Malvales; Dipterocarpaceae.